Molecule: messenger RNA, 3035 nt
Organism: Toxorhynchites rutilus septentrionalis
Lineage: Eukaryota; Metazoa; Arthropoda; Insecta; Diptera; Culicidae
Product: periodic tryptophan protein 2 homolog
Exons: 8
Coding region: 108-2981 (957 amino acids)
Biological process (GO): maturation of SSU-rRNA from tricistronic rRNA transcript (SSU-rRNA, 5.8S rRNA, LSU-rRNA); ribosomal small subunit assembly
Cellular component (GO): small-subunit processome; Pwp2p-containing subcomplex of 90S preribosome
Molecular function (GO): protein binding
Source: RefSeq, a predicted model, not a curated record
AUUCUCAGCCGCACAUGGUACUUGUUGUGUUUAUGUUCGUCGCGUGUUGUUAAUCGCAUAUUCGGCGGUUUUCAUUCUCUUGCUAUAAUUUUACCUAUUGUUAAACAAUGAAAUUCACUUACAAGUUCAACAACUUACUCGGUUCAGUGUACCGCAAAGGUACUUUGCUGUUCACUCCGGAUGGUAAUUCGGUCAUCAGCCCCGUUGGCAACCGAAUCACAAUAUUCGACCUUAAAAACAACAAAUCGGAAACACUUUCGCUGGAAAGCCAAUACAACUACAAUGCGGUGGAUCUGUCUCCGAACGGAUGCAUUCUUGUGGCCGUGAAUGAAGUUGGCGAAGCGCAAAUGAUCAGCAUGAUUUCACGCACCGUCAUUCAUCGGUAUAAGUUCAGAAGUGCAGUAAAACAUCUGCGCUUCAGCCCAGAUGGUCGCUUCUUUGCUGCCUGUGUGCAUAAUGCCAUAAUCAUAUUCCGCACCCCAGGGGAACUGAGUGGAACAUUCAACUCGUUUGUCAUUCAACGAGCGUUUGAGAUUGCCUAUGACGAGACCACAUUCAUCGAUUGGUGUUGCAAUUCCAAAAUUUUAGCCGUUGGGUCGAAGGACAACACAGUUCGCGUUCAGGGGGUGGAGUUUUUGGACAAUUUCAGACCCUUCAUUCUUGGUGGACACCGAGACUCUAUCGUAGGAUGUUUUUUCGAAGAUAAAUCCUUGGAUGUGAACACUAUAAGCAGGGACGGUUCGCUGAUGAUAUGGGAAUGCAACACUGAUGUGGAGGAUAUUUCGUCUGGGUACAAGAAGGUUGGGAAUGAACAUGAAGUUGUAAAGAAAAGUAGACAAAGUGAAGAUGACCUAGAAGAGGAUCUUGCAGUCGACAAAGAUUUUGAAGCUUCAGAGAAAACAACGGACAAAGUCGUAGAGCAUAUUCAAGGUGCCUUCAACAAGGAUGAAGAUCGAGACGAGGCGGGUAAAUUGAUAGUGAAGAAAUCGAAGAAGAUAUUCACGUACAAACGCCUCGCUCGCCAUUACAUUGCCGAUGAAGCCCGAAAAGAGAACCCGAAAGCAGUUCUGACAGCUGCGGCGUAUCACCAGAAACAUAAAAUUUUGAUAACAGCCUUUUCCACGGGUGUAUUCUAUCUUCACGAACUACCAGACGUUAGCAUGAUUCAUUCGCUGAGUAUCUCCGAAUUCGGUAUCGAUUCGGUGACGUUCAACAACACUGGGGAUUGGAUCGCUUUAGGUGUGUCGCAAGUUGGACAGUUGCUGGUCUGGGAAUGGCAGAGUGAGCAGUACGUAAUGAAACAGCAAGGACACUCCACCGGAUUAAAUUGUGUCACAUAUUCACCCGAUGGACAAUUGUUAGCUACUGGUGGUCUGGACGGUAAAGUGAAAUUGUGGAGCAUUACCAACGGGUUCUGCUUUGUCACCUUCAACGAGCAUUCAAGCUCAGUGACAGCGGUUGAAUUUAGCGGCAAUAAGAAAUUUUUCGUCAGUGCUUCUCUGGAUGGAACUGUUCGUGCGUACGACAUCGUGCGGUAUAGAAAUUUCCGAACAUUUACCUCGCCUGAGCCGGUCCAAUUCGCCUCCGUGGCGGUGGAUCAAUCCGGAGAACUGGUCGCUGCUGGAGGUCAAGAUGUGUUCGAAAUUUAUCUAUGGUCAAUGAAACUCGGAAGAUUGUUAGAGGUUCUAAGUGGUCACGAAGGUCCCGUUGUUACAUUGGCAUUCUCAACAGUGGCGUCUUCAUCUGCUAUGGUGUCCGGUUCGUGGGAUAAAUCGAUUCGAGUAUGGGAUUGUCUAGAGUCUUCUGGAGCCCACGAAACGAUUGACGUUGCAUCGGAUGUAGUUUGUGUAGCAUUCAAACCAAAUGGCGAAGAGGUUGCCGUUUCCUCACUGAAUGGAAACAUUUCGAUAUUCCACGUAAAGACUGCUCAACAGUUAGCUACGAUUGAAGGCCGAAACGAUAUGGGAGGCACCGUGUCGGAUGUUGAUUUGAACACUGCAGAGAAAAAUUUGCAGGGAAGAGCUUUCACUUCCAUUUGUUACUCGGCCGAUGGCGAAUGUAUUUUGGCAGGCGGCAAGUCCAAAUACGUCUGUAUUUAUAAUGUCAAGGAGGCAAUUUUAUUGAAAAAAUUCCAAAUCACACAAAACCGAAGUUUGGAUGAAAUGGAUGAAUUCAUCAAUCGCAAAAAUAUAACCGAAUUCGGUAAUAUGGCACUGAUAGAAGAACGUGAACAGCUGGAAGGGGGAAAUGUUUCAAUCAAGCUUCCGGGUGUGAAACGUGGAGAUCUGGCAGCUCGAAACCAGAAGCCGGAGGUGAGCGUUUACGCGGUGCGAUUCUCUCCGAGUGGUCAAUCUUGGGCAGCUGCUUCCACCGAAGGGCUACUGAUAUACUCUUUGAACAAAGGAAUUGUUUUCGACCCGUAUCAGCUCUCGGUUGAAAUCACUCCCAAAGCCACGAAGGAACUUCUAAAGAAAAAAGACUACUCCGGAGCUCUUAUAAUGGCUCUGAAACUCAAUGAAAGCAAUCUUAUCCAGGAGAUAAUCGAAAAUAUACCGCACAGCGAUGUGGAACUGAUAGUCCACUCGCUGUCCGAUGAAUUUGCUCAUCGCACACUGAAGUUCGUUUCUAAGAUAAUUGCGUCUAGUCCCCACAUCGAGUUCUAUCUGAAUUGGUCCAACACGCUGCUGACUCGCCUGGGACAACGGGAUAAUGUAUUAACACAGCAGACAUUAGUUCUGCUGCAUCAGAACCUGAACAGAAAGUAUGAGGCGUUAAACAAAAUAUGCGAUUUCAACAAAUAUACGAUUCAAGUUCUUAAAAAUAUGUCACUAAGGAAGGACGAAGAAAACAGACAAUCUGCAAUGUCGGCGGAUGAGGACGAUGCAAGCGAUAAUGAACUGAGGCUGAUCAACGGUAACGGAGCCAAAGGUGAUAACAGCGAUACGGAUAGUGAACUAAAUGAUGAUGAAUCAGAGGAAUAAAUGUUAACAUUUUAAUACGUUACAUGACAUUAUUUUCAGUAAAGGCAAGACGAG